This is a messenger RNA of Aspergillus saccharolyticus JOP 1030-1, 672 nucleotides long. RefSeq lists its product as uncharacterized. NCBI's taxonomy places the organism in Eukaryota, Fungi, Ascomycota, Eurotiomycetes, Eurotiales, Aspergillaceae. The coding region runs from base 1 to 672 and encodes 223 amino acids. The transcript is spliced from 2 exons. The record is from RefSeq and is a predicted model, not a curated record.
AUGGCGAGCGCCAAAUUGGAGCCGAAGGAAGAGGGCUGCUUGAGAGAUCCUGUUGUUGCCCCUUUCGACUCUGGUGUUCUCAAGACCAACGUCCCAUUCUAUGCCAGCGAAGUCGUCAACAUCAGCCCCACGCCUGAUGCGCCCAUUCGCGUUCACGUUGGCUUGCUUAGCGAGAAAGCUCCUAAGCUCCUUCCUUCUUCCAUCAAACAGCAGAACUACGAAAUACUGGCUCGGUUCGUGGAGUGGGCCUACACUGGGAGCUACAAGAUUAAUCACAACGAGGACAUACGUGACGCGUGGUUCGAGCAGGGUUCUACAGAGAGCUUGUACGAGAACAUGAAAUUGCACAUCCGUGUUAUGGUCUUUGCCCACAAGUAUGAGAUCGACAGCCUCUACGAUGAUACCUACAACCAACUUACCAAAGCCACAACUUGGCUGUUCAGCAUGGAUAGAAGCAACGAUUAUAUCGAAGGCUUCGUCGACUUUUGUGCAUUUACUCUCAAAAGAGUCGAAAGGGACACUUCUUCCUGGGACUAUCUUGCUUUCCAGACUGCGAAACAUUUGGAAACCGUGGGCAAGGCUAAGAAUUUUACUUCUCUUCUGACCGAGAUUCCCCAGUUCGCCGUGGCUAUCAUCCAGAAUAUUCGCACACCUGUCUUUUAUGACUAUUAG